This is a messenger RNA of Symbiodinium necroappetens, 1194 nucleotides long. Lineage: Eukaryota; Dinophyceae; Suessiales; Symbiodiniaceae. The record is from the annotation of a GenBank genome assembly.
AUGAUCUUCGCCAGGUUGACAUGCGCAGUCGCGCUUGCACUUGGAGCUGCAGCUGAGACUGACAGCCAGUGUGCGAUGCAGCUUGGCACGAAGGCAGCUGGCAAGUCGAGUGCCGGCGUCUCGGUGGCCGCCAGCACCGAGAUGUGGACUUUCGAGGACAUCUUCGGCCACAAGGAUGCGACUGCCCCCGCCUAUGGCCAGGCAGAGGUGCAGGAGGCGCCUAAGCCUGCAGUCGCGUUGGCGGAGACAGAUACCAAGCCUGUUGCAGCCCUUGACGCAACCGAGAAGGCUUCCACGGCUCAUGCCGCCGAGACGGCGAAGCCUGGCAACAAGGCGAAGGAGUCCAAGGCAGUGGCUCAUGCCGGUGCCUCGAAAGGCAAGGGCUCGGCGAACCAGACGGACUACGUGGUGGCUAUGAUCGAGAGCUUUCUGAAGAAGCCCCUUCCCCCGAAGAACGCGGACGUGUCUGAGACACGGCCCCUGGUGUUCAUGCAUCAGCAUCGGGCUGGAGGCACUACCAUGCGAAAGCUGUUGUACAACACGUCGCUUGCCCUGAAGAUGAAGCCUCACAUCCAGUGCUCCGGAAAAGUGGACUGCCGAGCAUUCAAGAACACGGUCACCGAUGCGGCAGUCUAUGGCGGCGAGUUUUGCUGGCGGGAGAUGAUGACGUCGCUGUCCGGCAAGCAGGUCUCAUGCUUGACUAACUUCCGCGAGCCCGUGGCACGCAUCACAUCGUGCUACGCACAGCGGCUGGUCCUGAAGAAGAAGGUGGCACCUUUCUGCAUGGCCAAGUUGGACCCGCAGAAGCUCAAGACCCUUCUUGUGAACUACGGCUGCGUGAACGAGCCUUUCCGCCGGCUGGGUCAGUGCGGUGUGCAGACGCAUGCGGAUGCCACCGACAAGAAGGCGCGGAUGCAGAUUUGGAACAGCACACUGCGCAACCUUGCGGCUUGCGUGCCGGUCUUGGUCGACAAGCAGGACACCUACUCGGCCGCUGUGAAGCACUUCCCACAGUUCAAGCAGGCUUUCUGGCAGAUGAAGAAGGAAAGGAUGAACACGAACUCCUAUCCCAAGGACUGCCAGAUCCCCGGCACGCACGUGGCCGUGAUCCAGGAGUUGGCAGCGCAGGAGACGCUCCUCUACGAGGCUGCGAGGAAGCGAGCUCUCGCCAUCCACGCGCAUGACUCGAGCUAG